Messenger RNA from Plectropomus leopardus (leopard coralgrouper), 901 nucleotides. The record is from RefSeq and is a predicted model, not a curated record. Lineage: Eukaryota; Metazoa; Chordata; Actinopteri; Perciformes; Serranidae.
CGCACUAGACACGUGUUUCCUCCUGCUCUCUCAGGUAUUGGAACUGUCCCCGUCGGCCGCGUUGAGACCGGUGUCCUGAAGCCCGGUAUGGUCGUCACCUUUGCUCCCCCUAACCUGACCACUGAGGUGAAGUCUGUGGAGAUGCACCACGAGUCUCUGACUGAGGCUCUUCCCGGCGACAACGUCGGCUUCAACAUCAAGAACGUGUCCGUCAAGGAAAUCCGCCGUGGAAACGUGGCCGGAGACAGCAAGAACGACCCACCCAUGGCGGCUGAAAACUUCACCGCUCAGGUCAUCAUCCUGAACCACCCCGGCCAGAUCUCCCAGGGUUACGCCCCCGUGCUGGACUGCCACACCGCUCACAUUGCCUGCAAGUUCAGCGAGCUCAAGGAGAAGAUCGACCGUCGUUCCGGCAAGAAGCUUGAGGACAACCCCAAGGCUCUGAAGUCUGGAGACGCCGCCAUCAUCACCAUGGUGCCUGGAAAACCCAUGUGUGUUGAGAGCUUCUCCCAGUAUCCCCCACUGGGUCGCUUCGCUGUGCGUGACAUGAGGCAGACCGUGGCCGUCGGUGUCAUCAAAAACGUCGAGAAGAAGGCCGCCUCUGGUGGAAAGGUUACCAAGUCUGCACAGAAGGCCGACAAGAAGAAAUGAAUUCUCAUGCAGGACGUCCAACAAAGAGUCACGUCUCAGCAGCAGCGGUCCGCCCCAUCCCCUCUUCUUCCCUGCCACCCAGCGCCGUCUUCUCUGAGGCAGAGCUCGCUACUCAAGGACUGGCUUAUGCUGAUUAAAACCCAUCGGAAAAGUUUCCGCAGGAAAGGAAGGCAUGUGCCUUUUAGGGUAAACGAUGAUCAUAAUUAAGUUUAAACCAAAACAAUUAAAAUCUUAAACAUUGCCAAAUGAA